UGUAUAAAUAUCUCACAAAUCACAAUCUUCUCCCACAUUAUUUACUUUCUUCAACAACCCUAUAGUUUCUUCUACGACUAUUCAUCUUUUAGCUAGCUAGCUAGGGAUUGUGAGACAUGUCAAACGCAAAGUAUACUGAUGUGGCAGAUGAUCUUGGUCCCAACAACAAUGCUCUUGCCCUUAUAGAUUAUUUUGAUGGCGAUUUUAUGUCUUACCCAAAGGAGGGUUCUACAAUUUCAUCAAUGGAGAACCAUCGUCUUCAUCACGACACCCCCAUUACUUAUCAUGUCGUGAAGGUGGACGUGGCUGACAAUUCUCUGCCUUAUAGCAUAACAAGGAAGUUGGAGAAAAUUGACGGAGUAAAUUCGGUCUCGGAGGGGCUUUAUGAAAGAAGGAUAGGACGUUGGUGUAUUUCAAAGAUAACAGUUUGUGGCGAUCAUGUAGAUCCAGUCACAAUCAUUCAGAAAAUACUUAGGUAUGCAGAGAUUUUGUCCUACAAAAUAGAAAAGAACCCUUGUGAUGAAGCCUUUAACAACCAUAUUCAGAAUGAAAAACCUGCCGCCGAGGACUUGAAAAUUUUCUAUUCUAAGAUUUCUUAUGCUGCGACGGUCGUUAACUUGUGUUGUCUGGAACGCCUUCACAGAAUAAAGAGAAAGUUGAAGAAACUUGACGGAAUAAAUUGCGUGACAAUGGAUUAUAAUGGGAGGAUAGAAGUUUCUGGUGAUCAUGUAGAUCCAGACACACUAGUAGAGACAAUAGAAAAGUUUGCACAGAUUGAUCCUCACAGAAAGGCCAAGGACAAACGUGUUGCUGCAGCACAAGGAUUCAAGAAAAAUAAAAACGUCCCAUUUGAGACUUGUGUUGUGAAGGUUCCAGGAUAUUGGAUUAUAGCAAAUCGCGAAAAAAUAAAGAAAAAGUUGUUGCAGGAAAUGAACGGAUUAAAAGCCAUCACCAUGAAUGCACGAGAAAAGACGAUAGCAGUUUCUGGUGAUAUUAUAGACCCAACCAGAGUCAUAGAGAUAAUAUCAAUGAUUUGUAGGGCACGUCGUCCAGAGCUUGUGUCCUGCAACAAGAAGAAUUCAGAUCCUGCAGAUCAUCAAGAACAAGGUCGACCGAUCAAGAAUGAUAAAUUCCUUCAAGAUGACACAAAAUUAUUCCCUGAUUAUCACGAGGGUCUUAUUGCUCUUCCAUUGAUGGAGAAGAAGCACCGUUUUGAUGGUCCCGUGACUUGUGUUUUGAAGGUACAUUGUUCAGGUUGUGUUGACGAAAUAAGGAAAACGUUGCACAAAAUAAAAGGAGUAAAUUUCGUCUUCAGCUUCUCACAAUUUGGAUUUGAUUGGAAGCUAAAAGUUUUUGGCGAUAUAGAUGUACUCACAAUCACAAACACAAUAUUGACAAAAUACAAGAGAUCAGUAUCGCUUUCCGCCUACGAUGACUGUCGUCGCCCCAAAAAGAAACCAACUGGGAUUUUGCAGCGACUGGUUUCCGCUUUCGAAACUUUGUGUGACGACUUUUGACGUCUUUGGAUGAUUAUCAUUUUGAGGAGAAUUUAUAUAUAUAUAUAUAUAACCUUAGCUUUUUAGUCACAUAUGUCUCACUCCGUGUCACAAGUACCAAAACCUAGGUGGAUGGAACCUUAC
This is a messenger RNA of Prunus avium (sweet cherry), 1640 nucleotides long. Lineage: Eukaryota; Viridiplantae; Streptophyta; Magnoliopsida; Rosales; Rosaceae. The record is from RefSeq and is a predicted model, not a curated record.